CGUACUGUGUUCACACUACUAUACGUCCGUCGAGUUUUACUAUUUAGACCACGAAUUAAGUGGAGUUUGGGGCAUGAUAUUAUAUCCUAAACUCUAAUGAGUGGGACCUCAGUUCCUAAUUCUCUAACCCGAGCGACAAGAUUUAUUUAAUCUAAAUAAAUAAUAACCGAUGGUUCUGAGCUCUGGCCAAUCUCUAUGGUCAAUUCUUGUUUUCUCCUAAAUUGAACUUCGGGUUUGGGUUUAGAGAAUCGAGACCUUGGAUUUAUCCAUUCAAGUUAGGUUAUAGUAACAUGCUCCAAACUCAAUUUAAUUUAUGGUUUCGAUAAAUUUAUCUCAAUAAGAGUAUCUGGAGCAUACGAUACGAUGAUUCCCUGUAUUGCUAUUAUCAGUAAUUGUAUCUAUCUUUGACUCAUAAUUAUGUGUUGAACUAUUUUCUUGAAGACAGCUUCAAAAUAUAGAUAGAUAUAUUCUUCUGAUAAGUGGGCCAGUAAAAAUUAGUUUGUUUCUUCUCGUAUAUGUGAUUUCAUUAUUCAUGUACGCACUAGCUAGUAGAAAAGCACUGCUAAUUAAACUGAUUAAUUAAGACGUACGUACAGGCCCUGGAUGCUCGUCUUUGGGAUAUGGGGCAAUGACGGAGCUGGGACCAUUCAGGGUGGCUAGCGACGCCAAAACUCUCUACAGAAACAAAUAUGCUUGGAACAGGGCCGCAAAUGUAGUGUUUCUGGAGUCCCCGGCCGGGGUUGGCUUCUCGUACUCGAAUACAAGCACGGAUUACACAACUGGGGACGUGAAUACAUCGCUGGACAACUUGGUUUUUCUGCAGAAUUGGCUGCAGAGGUUCCCAGAAUAUAAAGGCCGUGAUUUCUACAUCGCCGGGGAGAGCUAUGCGGGUCACUACGUCCCUCAACUCGCUCGGAAUAUUCUUCUCAAUAACCUCAGAACCCACGACACUUCCAUCAACCUCAAGGGUAUUAUGAUCGGGAACGCGGUGAUACAUGAUGAGACGGACAACAUCGGGAUGUACGAUUACUACGCAAACCACGGCAUGGCGUCCCCGGAAUCGGUGGCUGCCGUUCACAAACACUGCAACUUUUCUUCCGAUUUCAACAACGACCAGACCGACCGAUGCAUUGCCGCCGACAGGGAUUUCAGCAUCGCCACCGCUCCCAUCUUCCCUUACAACAUCUACGCCGAAGACUGCCUGCUCUACAACGGCCCCACUGCCGCGCCAUUACCUUUCUCAAUUACGGAGUUUGAUGAGUGCAGCGCGUAUUACGUGGAGGAUUAUUUGAACCGGGAGGAGGUUCAGAAAGCAAUGCAUGCUAAUACCACCAACAUCCCCCGCCCAUGGACUGCUUGCAGUGACGUUGUUCAGUACAGAGAGGCUUCCACUUCGGUUCUCGGCGACAUCCACAACUUGUUGGCUAACAACGUCACCGUCUGGAUCUUCAGUGGUGACAUGGAUGGAAGGGUGCCCUUUACUUCCUCGCAGUACUCCAUCAAAGUUAUGAAGCCCACAAUUGAGACCAAAUUCCAUCCUUGGUACAUUGCUGGACAGGUCGGAGGAUACACGGAGACGUACAAAGGAGGGCUAACAUUUGCAACGGUGCGAGGGGCAGGGCAUGAAGUCCCAAGUUAUCAACCAUUGAGGGCACUUUCACUCUUCAUGCAUUUCAUUGGUGGCACGCCUUUACCAAACAGCAAAAGAUUUUAGAACACACGCCAUCUCUGAUCAAUUCAUCCUCACUUUCGAUCGUAUCGCAAUUGCAAUUAGUAUAUAGGUUUUACACAACACCAUUCGGCAGUACGUUGCUCUAGCUUCCUUUAUUAGCUAACCAAUGUUUGCUGACCGAAUUCGUUAUUUUAUAUAUACCAGAUAAUUGGCCCGCGCUUUGCGGCGGGUACGCAUCACCAUCAAUUAAAUUAUAUAAGAUCGAAUGAGACUACAUAUGACCAUUUGAUUAGAGUGGAUUAGACAUUUUUAUAAAUUGAGUUGGUUUCA
This is a messenger RNA of Linum trigynum, 2002 nucleotides long. The record is from the annotation of a GenBank genome assembly. Lineage: Eukaryota; Viridiplantae; Streptophyta; Magnoliopsida; Malpighiales; Linaceae.